Sciurus carolinensis (gray squirrel) is the source of this 1279-nucleotide messenger RNA. RefSeq names its product mitotic arrest deficient 2 like 2 (gene Mad2l2). Bases 360 to 995 code for a protein of 211 amino acids. Gene Ontology annotation, cellular component: zeta DNA polymerase complex. The transcript is spliced from 8 exons. NCBI's taxonomy places the organism in Eukaryota, Metazoa, Chordata, Mammalia, Rodentia, Sciuridae. The record is from RefSeq and is a predicted model, not a curated record.
CCGCGCGCCGGAGCGGGAGGCGCGAGCGGCGGGGCCGGUGGCUCCCGCGCUGGGACUCGGACCCGAGCCGCGGCGGGAGCCGAGGCCGCAGCCGGUACCAGGGAGGGGCGAGGGCGGGAUCCCCGGCGGGGCAGACUGGCCCGGACCCGGCGCCUUUUCUGCGGGCCGCACUUUCCGCCCCGGCCCUGCGCGGCGGGCAGGCUCCCUCUGCGUCCGCGGCCCUGCCCUCUGGCGGGCGCCGCCUGGGCUUCUCCUGGGCUUCUCCUGUCCCCGAGGCAGCGGGCGAGGGCGGAUCGGGGCCGGGGCCGGGGGCGAGCCGGUUCCUUGGACUACCCCCUGCGCCCCCAGGCAGCGGAAGGAUGACCACGCUCACGCGACAGGACCUCAACUUCGGCCAAGUGGUGGCCGACGUGCUCUGCGAGUUCCUGGAGGUGGCCGUGCACCUGAUCCUCUACGUGCGCGAGGUCUACCCGGUGGGCAUCUUCCAGAAGCGCAAGAAGUACAACGUACCGGUCCAGAUGUCCUGCCACCCGGAGCUGAAUCAGUAUAUCCAGGAUACGCUGCACUGCGUCAAGCCACUCCUGGAGAAGAAUGACGUGGAGAAAGUGGUGGUGGUGAUUUUGGAUAAAGAGCACCGCCCAGUGGAGAAGUUCGUCUUCGAGAUCACUCAGCCUCCGCUGCUGUCCAUCAGCUCAGACUCCCUGCUGUCCCACGUGGAACAGCUGCUCCGAGCCUUCAUCCUGAAGAUCAGCGUGUGUGAUGCUGUCCUGGACCACAACCCCCCAGGCUGCACCUUCACAGUCCUGGUGCACACGAGAGAAGCUGCCACCCGCAACAUGGAGAAGAUCCAAGUCAUUAAGGACUUCCCCUGGAUCCUGGCGGAUGAGCAGGAUGUCCACAUGCACGACCCCCGGCUGAUCCCCUUGAAGACCAUGACGUCAGACAUCUUAAAGAUGCAGCUCUACGUGGAAGAACGAGCUCAUAAAAGCAGCUGAGGUGCACCUGCCACCCCAGUGAUGCCACGUCAGACUGGGGUCCCCAGCCUAGGGCAGCGCUGCAGGGCCACCCUGACGCCAAGUGCUCUUACUGCCACUGUGUACGGACGCCACCCUCCAGCCUGGGGCUGCUCAGGUCUGGUGGCCUUCAUGGAAGAAGCCUCCCCAGGAGGACAGCCAGAACACUGCAACUGUGAUGUCUCGGUCUUCUGGCUUGAGCUGGCCAACACUGUCUGUCUCAAAUACUGUGCUGUGAGUUAUUUCAAUAAAGGGGCCCCAAGGGC